Messenger RNA from Peronospora matthiolae, 255 nucleotides. The record is from the annotation of a GenBank genome assembly. NCBI's taxonomy places the organism in Eukaryota, Oomycota, Peronosporomycetes, Peronosporales, Peronosporaceae.
AUGGACCACCUACUGAAGUUUGAUGAGCUUUGUUUGAAGCUCAGGGCUGCUGGUGACAGCAUGGAUGAUGAUGAGAAGCUAGUACUUCUCUUGGGAAGCUUAUCAUCUGAAAUUGAUGAUAUGGUGCGCAUAAUUGAGGCGCACAGCAACGUGACGCUGUUGGACGCAAAAGAGAUGCUCCGGCGGGAGUAUGACACGCUACAGAAACGUGAUAAGAAGAAACUGCUUUUAAAGCACAAGCUCAGCCCAAUGUGA